AUGUAUAAUGAACGUAUAAAAGGUGAUCUGGACUCCAUAUCUAUGGUCUUCACAGCUACCAAAUGUUGGUUCAUUUGGAAAGAAAGGUUCCUAAGAGUGUUUGAGAACAAAUGCAGGACACCAGAAAAACUAGCUCUAGAUAUUCAAAGACACUAUGAAUAUUGGCAUCCUUUGACUCUCUCAUCAGUAUCACCAUCUCCUUUACAUAAUAGCAUUAGAAUACAAUCUAGGCCUUACUGGAAUUUCCCAAUAAGAAAUUUCUAUAAAUUGAAUUGUGACGCUUCAUGGAUUUCGGCUAAUACUAAUGCAGGGUAUGGUUUUAUUCUGCGCAAUUGGUCAGGUUCUUUCAGGGCAGUAGGAAUGGGCAGUUGCAGGACUGAAUCUGCAGAAGAAGCGGAAGUUGUAGCUUUGCUACAGGCUACUCAAUGGGCCAUCACACAUAACCUGCAAAAUCUGACAAUUGAAAGAGACAAUCUAAAUACUAUCAAGUAUUUACAAGGCACACAUACCUCAAUCGGAUGGAAAUGCUUGGAAGUACUAGAUGAAGUGAAGAAGUUGACAGAGAACCUAAUUUCUUUUGGGGGAUUCCACCUAGUAGAUCGAAAAGCAAACAAAGCAGCAGACUAG
Molecule: messenger RNA, 627 nt
Organism: Papaver somniferum (opium poppy)
Lineage: Eukaryota; Viridiplantae; Streptophyta; Magnoliopsida; Ranunculales; Papaveraceae
Exons: 1
Coding region: 1-627 (208 amino acids)
Molecular function (GO): RNA-DNA hybrid ribonuclease activity; nucleic acid binding
Source: RefSeq, a predicted model, not a curated record